UACUUGAUCACCAACCACCAUCAACUCUCUAGCUCUAUCUCUUGCUACCUGGCUUCUGCCGCGGCAAUGAGCUUAACUUUUGUGUUUAUUCUGUGGAUGACCUAGCUGCGGUGUCGUGGGAUGAUUUGUCGUUCCGUUUGUUUUGUCAAUAGAACCUGGUCGAAGGCUUUGCCAUCGACCUCUUACACUUCGCUUCGUCACUGUCAGCAACAAUAGAGCACGGCCUCCUUCCUAGCAUAUUGCAGACAAAGCAUAACCAACUCAAUACCCAUACAAAAAUCCGAUGACAUUCUACUUCCUCUUGCCAAUAUACUCUGGACUGAAUUAUUCCGGGAAGAGUGGAAGACACGGUACUUGGCAUAAGACAGAACACACUUUGAACUUCCGUCGAACUCGAAGGAUGGUCGGUUCAUCUCAUACAUACAUUGUAUCCUAAGUUUGUUCGACUGUUUCAUGGACAAAUACCCUCAAUCAGAUUCACAUUCCUAUCGCCUUGACUUUGACAUUCUUGUCGGUGAAUGUUAUACCCCCACGAAAACGAGGUGAUCGGGCAUUGCGGAGAAUGGGAUAGAGAACAUAUGCGGUUGGGCAAGAUUGAGCUGGAUGAUCUGCCCACAUGAAACACUUUGUAUUACGCACUAUGAUUAAACACAAUUCUCGGGAUCCUAUUCCGAGUCGACGGACAUUGUCUCGUUUCUCGAUCUCGGGAAGAAUAUAUCACGAGAAACUGUAUUGUGAUAUACCUUUCGAAAUACCGUCGACAACCCGGUUAGCUCUCGAGUACUGAGUAACGGAUCGGCUACCAGAGGCAAUCCAAACUGCAUUCCUUGUCGGGAUAAAUCUUCAGCCGUUACUUCAACCCGGCAUGUCGGUAUCUCGUCGUAAUUGGCACAGCCCCCGAUUCCCGAACCAAAACUCGUUUCGGACACGACGCUUGCGUAGAGGCUUGUCGUCGCACUUAUCCGGCUUUUUCAGUCAAAUGCCGCCCAGAAAUCUACUCUGCGUCAGUAACUGUGUUACCCUCAGACAUGGAAUUGACUUGGAACGAUCUCAUAUAGGUCCUUUGUCCAGCCUCACCUCCGGAAAAAUCGACGAGGAGUCUGUAUCACAAUACAUUGCAUGCUUUCUCUCCAUUCUGCUGACAACGAGAUCGUGAGAUGAUCAAUCGCCCACAAACUUCGGAGUUCACUCUUUGGUAGCGCCACUUUCAGCCCCCUCUUCAGACUAUAAAGUCUAGGUAAUUUCUUUAGCAUUUCCUCAGGCUACUGUCUACUCUUCACUCGACUCAAGCUUUAAACAUGUUCUUCUCCACCAAAGCUCUUGCUCUCAUUGUCGCCUCUUUGGCUAUCGCUUCUCAAGCUUCCCCUGUCCCUGAGGAAGCUGCUACCAACGCCGAGGCCCAAAUUGGUCCAACCCAUACUGGCGACGCUACCUUCUACACCCCUGGUCUCGGAGCCUGUGGACGUAACAACAACGCCAACGAGCUAGUCGCUGCCGCAGCUGUAGGUGUCUUUGACAACUUCCCUGGACACACCGCCAAUCCCAACAAGAACCCCAUCUGUGGGAAGAAAGCUAAAGUCUCCUUUGGUGGAAAAUCAGUCACUGUCACCAUCGUUGACCGAUGCCCGGGUUGCGGAGCCUCUGGGAUUGAUCUUUCCCCCGCUGCGUUCCAGAAACUCGCGCCAUUGAGCAAGGGCAGGUUGCGGGGUGCCAAAUGGACCGUCCAAUGA
Marasmius oreades (fairy-ring Marasmius) is the source of this 1730-nucleotide messenger RNA. RefSeq lists its product as uncharacterized. The transcript has 6 exons. NCBI's taxonomy places the organism in Eukaryota, Fungi, Basidiomycota, Agaricomycetes, Agaricales, Marasmiaceae. Bases 1299 to 1730 code for a protein of 143 amino acids. The record is from RefSeq and is a predicted model, not a curated record.